UUCGCGGAGUGCGCCACGGCCCGGAUGGCUUGAGCCAACAUGAGAGUGAGACGCGGCGUGGACGUGCGCCUCAUCGCCCUCUGCACGACCUGCAUUCUACUGCCGGCCAUCGCGUGCCCGUCGCAGUGCAUAUGCAAAUGGAAGAACGGCAAGCGGUACGUCGAGUGCUCCGAGAAAGACCUUAAGGCGAUACCGAACGCCCUCGAUUCCGAGACACAAGUCCUCGACUUCACCGGCAACGAUCUUCAGGUACUGCAGAAGGAGACGUUCCACAAGCUCGGCCUUCUCGACCUUCAGAAAAUAUAUCUACAAAGAUGUAGACUGCAGAAAAUAGACAAUCAAGCUUUCAAGGGAUUAGCCAAUUUGGUGGAGCUUGAUUUGUCUAAUAACUAUCUGACAGUAAUACCGUCGAACAACUUUGUAUACUUCCCGUCUCUGAUGAGGCUGUCGCUCAAUAACAACCCGAUCACGAGCAUCAAAACUCACUGUUUCCAGCACUUGUCUUAUUUAAACACCUUAGAACUAAGCGAUUGUAAAAUUGAGUCGAUCGAGAGAGAAGCAUUUUCCGGAUUGAAUCAUCUCGAAUGGCUGCGACUGAACGGCAACAGGCUAUCCAAUAUCCAAGGUGAAAAUUUAUUUCCCGAUACGCUCCGCGGAAUCAACCUGCAAAAUAAUAAUUGGAAUUGCGAUUGCCACUUGAGAGAUUUACAUAGUUGGCUGAUGAAUUUCAAUAUGCCGCACGCGGUCGAGCCAAUUUGCUCGCAUCCCGAACGUUUGAGGAAGCGUACCAUCACUAGUGUGGCCGUAAACGAGCUCGCUUGCCAACCCAAAAUGAGUCCUACGUCCGUGUUUUUAGAGACGAACGCGGGCAAUAACGUAACACUCGAAUGCUUAGUGAAAGCUAUACCAGAGGCAAAAAUAACCUGGCUAUAUCAGGGACAGGUCAUUCAUAAUUAUUCGACCAUGUCGCCGGAACCCCGCGUGUAUUACGUGGAAAACGGACUCACUGACAAAAAAAGUGAGCUAUACAUAUUAAACAUAGGCAAUGAGGAUAACGGCACCUACACAUGUGUGUCGGAGAACCCGGCAGGGAGGUCGCGGGCAAAUUACACAUUACGAAUUUUAAUGAAAGAGGAACCGGUGGUGGUUGUAGUUACCUUCCCUCAAAGACAUCUUGUUGUGAUAGUUACAGUAGUGUUUCUCAUAAUAGUGUUAUUGAUAGCCAUAAUAGCUGUAGUUAUGCUUAAAUUCAAAACCGACACGAGGAGUCGGAAGAAAAAAGAAAGCGGAAAGGACGUGGCUCUGUGCAAUCAAAUACUGCCAUCCAGCAGAAGCAACGGAAACAUACCGAAAAACAAUGGGAGCGUCAUUGUGAACGCACACUCGCAUCACGCACUACACUACACGGUACAAACGAACCGUGAUUACGAGACGAGCGAUGUGUAUCAAAGCGAUAACAUGAAAGGCUUCGUCGACAGAAAUCCUGACCUAAUUAGCGACGCGGAAACAGUGGCGAACAAUGCACACGAUGAGAACACUGUGAUGUCAGUGUACAAAGCUCAGACCGGAGGUGACGGAUUUGAAGAGGAGACCGCGUUCACCGCACCCGCUAUGCCGCGCCAAGUCACGUGGCAAGACCAACAAGCUAUGAAUACUAUGAACAUAGCUCCAAACACUUUGAAUAAUAUGUACCAGCAUUCUGCUGACGUGCAUCUAAAUCCUGGAUGCUUUUUGGACAACGAUGGCUAUCCUUACGACUAUGGUCUACCAAAGCAUCCGUGCCGGCCUCCAAUGAUGUCAAAUUAUGCCGUGGUAGGACCCUUCUACCAGACCUUGCCUCAUAACAGGCCCAAAGCGCAGAAGUUAGUCUGUAAGUUUGCCAAAGACACAGAGUUCAAUUCCGUGGUACCACCUUGUCCAAAUUUCGAGAUGUUUAACGCCGGCAACGUUCGUCGAACAUUAGAUGGGUAUCCGAUACCCAGGAAUCGACAGAUAGCCUUCGUUGGAAACGGAACUGUGUAUUACAACGAAGAGUUUGUCCCAUCCCCACCUGAGGGAUACAAGACGGAUCCAGUUCAGUGUUGUGCACCCACUGAGGCUUGCAGUUCAUGGGUCAAUCCCAAAGGAACUUGUGCAGUGAUGGUGCCGAUGAAUGUGGCCGAAGGUCCCGGCAGGUGCUACCAGGUGGAGACUCGGUGCGUUGACACACAGACCACGGACGCUCGGAUGCCCGGCGAGGGCUCCGAAAGCGUGCUCAAGCCCUUGCCUCAAGUGUCGAAUGCAAAGUGUGCAGCAGACAUCUGUUCAGAAAGUCCCGACGAGGGCUACGUAGGUGACGCGAACGACAUCUGACGAAGACGACUCAAUGACACCACGUAAGCCCAAGGCUCAAGUGAUAAAGCGACUGAAUAUAAGUAAUUUUGUACAUAAUAGUGAAGGCAGCAUGAAGUGUUUACUGCGAGACUCCUACUAGGUAGAAUGGAUAAAAGGUUAAGCAUUUUAUCGACCUCGAUAGGUCCACGGUGACAAAGUCUAUCGCCUCGAUAUAAUGUUUACGAUUCGUAUCGAUCUCCCUGUUUUGCAAUUUUAUAUAUUUUAUAAUAUAGCCUAAUUCUUUUUACAUAGCAUUACAAGAUAGAAUUUUAGUGAAAUUAAAUAUAUUUUGUGUAAAGUUUAGGUUUUCUAAUAUAGGGGUGCCGACAGUUGACAUGAAAUUCUAUAAAUCACUUUUUUUUUGACAACAUGCCAAUGACGUCCGUCGACAUUAAACUACGGCAAAUAGGCGACGGUACUACCUUCUCAGAAAGCCCACGUUUAACACAUGUUUUUUAUUGUAUUUGAAUUAAGAUAUUUUCACCGCCAACUGGAGAAUUUCAGUAAUAACUAGGAAUAUAGAAUUUAUUUCGUUAAAUAAUUAAAAAAAUAUAAAGUAAUUAAUGAACUCAUUUCCUUUUUUUCUGUUUAGAAUAUUUUCGGCUUUGAUCGCAUGUUUCCUUGUACGAAUUAUAUUGUGUUCAUGAUUAUGUAAUUUGUUCUUUACGUUGUUUUAUAUUAGGACAAUCUUAAUUAACAAAAAAAUAUUAUUAUAAGAUUUUGUGUAAACCGUUUUGAUGGUGUUAUUUUCACUAAGUAUGUAAAUAGCGUGUAAAUAUUAGAUUUUAAUAUGACUUUUCUCCGAAAGGGAUUAUGUAGAAGUAAUAUUAAUAUCGUUAUCAGGGUAUAUCUCCCUUAAUAUAGCUGCGGUAUCAUUUUGGAGGUUAUUUUUUAAUAAAAGUGUGAUAAACUGCCAUUUAUUGGAGCAUAACGUCGAAUAAUAAUUAAAAAAUGCUUUAAACACACUGCAAUAUUAAACAAAAAUGGUAAUUUUUAUUACAAAGUUACAUAUAUGAAAAGCGUUUCACCUAUUAAGCUGUCACUACCAGAAAACAUAAACUCAUGCGUGAACAAUGACCAUUUUAACUACCGGGGAUAUUGUGGGUGUCGACCAUUGACGUGGUCGGGAUUGGGAGCAGUUUUCGCACGUCCGCGGCAUAUUGCGUUUGAUUCGAAGUAUUAACCUCAAACGAAGAAUAGGCCGGCAUAAAAACCUAUUUCAUUUCAUCUUAGAAAAUACCGCAAUUUAAACUAUUUUCUGUUAAGUUCAGGGGGUCCUAUUCCGUUUACAAGGGUAUGUCUUUUCGGAUUUACGGGCGUUGUUAUAGAAGUCCUUCUAUGGCUAUCAAACCUGUCCAGGUUUGAUAGCCAUAUAGGUAAAUAGGGGUUCUUUAGUUUUUGAUCUUUAUGGCUAUCAAAUCUGUCUUUCGAAUAGAACGCUCGUAAUUGCAAAAUGACGGAUCCGCCUCUAUAGACGGAGUAGGGCCCCUUGACCUUAUCCAUUAUAUCCAAUAUAAAUUAUACACCGUUCCAUCUUACAAAGCGCUAUUUGUAGCAUAUUUACGUUUUAACCUACAUUUUAUUUAUACCUGAGAAUGUUCUAAAGGUCAGGUUUUAUUUAUAAAUCUCACUCAAUCUAUGAAUCCACAACACAACGUAGGUAACCUCUGUAUCCUUCAGAAUGCAAUCUUAAACAUAGAUCUAACACCCCAUACGUCAAUAAGACACCCUUCCACCUAAAAUUACAAAUAUAGCGCCUCAUACAUUAAUUGUGCUAUAAAAGCAAGUUCCAAGUUGGGGAGAAGCGAACCGAAACCGACCCCAAGUCGUUAGAUAUUAUGGGAUGUAUUUAUGAUGGCAUUAGCCCAUACCUCUAAUUAUUUAAGUGUUGGACGCCGGCCAAGUACGCUAAAUGGGAGUAUCAAAGAGAGUUUCCUUAAUUUAUUAUAAUAAAUGGACUAACAGAUUCCUGAAUGAGAUGUAGUUAUAACAUUCAUGAAUAAUUUUGCUCGUAAAGAGUAAAAUUAAAUAAGGGCUAGUCGCGACAGUACGACUGAUAGAACAGCUACUUAAAGAUUUUCUUCUGUCCUAGAUUAAAACACGAGCUCAGCGACAAAAACCUUGUUGAUAUAACACAAUGGAUAAUUCAGUUUCGCAGAAUUCAUUUUUUAUUUGUACAACUAUUUAAUUUGCCAAUGCGAUUCACAUAUUUCUAUUUGUCCAAGCGUUUUUUAUCGUGUUCUGAAUUGUUCUCGGAAAAUUAAACAAAAAAACGAUUUUGUAUUUUAAAACAAUUUUAAUCAACAUUUUCGGUAUGUAUAUCCAAUAAUUGUUUUUGAAAUUACAACUCUCGUAUUUAUUUGUGGGAGAAUAAUGCUUCGGGAAUUUUGCGAAAAACGAUAGACCACAGUGAAAUUGUUUAAAUAAAGUAAAAUCUCAACUGUGGUUAAAAUUCCUGUGCUGAUCGAUCUACUAGAGUACUUUGAACAAUACCGUUCACACACAGGCGGGAACGCAAAAUAUUGGCGUUACAUUAUCAAACUGUAAUAUGUUAAAUCAAGUUUCACACAUUGCCACCCUGUAGAUCCUGGGUUCCUAACCUUAAGGGUAGAAACCCCGGCGGGGGUAAAUUAGAUAAUUUACUAGCUAGCUACUUCAUGGGGGUAAUAAAGAACCUAAAUAUAGGAUCGUAAAAUAAAAAAAUAUACAGAGCUGACAUUAAAAUUUGUAAGGCUGUCGUGCAAUUUAUGAUUAAUAAAGAUAUUGAAAUAAAUUCGCGUAAACAUAAGAAAUCAUUAUGAUUAAUAAAGAUGUGUGUAUUUGCUUCUAUUGUUUGUUUUGAUAGCAUUUUUAAGGCGGGAUAAAUAAGUUUUCCACAUAGAUCACAAGGGUAACAAUAUUGAACGUUCAGGAACUACUGGUCUAGAUCGUCAUAGCUUUUAAAAUCAGAGGUGUUAUAUUCACGUCAAAUUGACACAAAUGCACCUGAUGGUAAGUGGAAUUAGAUCCAAUAGAAUUUCGAGGUAUAUCUAGGUAUAAAGCCGACACAGUAUAUACUACAAAAAAAUACAAAAAAUAAUGAUUUCUUAUGUUUACGCGAAUGUUAGACAUUGAAAUAAAACUAAAAACUAUUUAAACGGAUUUUAUCACAUUAUUGUGACCAUGAAGGCUGCAAAGUCUUCGAAACGUCGGGAGAAAAUAAUAAUAUAAAAAACCGCGAUAAAAUCCGUUUAAAUAGUUUUUAGUUUUAUUUCAAUACAAAAAAUUUCAAUUGAUUACUAGAUAGAUUUUUGUUUACAUUCCUGAAACUGAUGAAAAUUAUUCAAUUGUUUUCACCUUAAAAAUUAUAAAUUUAUCCAGGUCAUAGGAAACUUAUGUAAAAUUUAAACUCUAUCUGUGGUCUGUAGUCGCCUGACGGCAGCUAUUAAAGUCGCGGUUAAAGUGAAAUCUAUGCCCGCUCGCUCCAAACUACUGAAAAGAUAUGCUACUUUAGUUGCAUACAUUUUGCUCACAGUAAUAUUCAUUAUAACUUCUUCCCUGGGGAUUUUAUGAUUUUAUGCGGCCUUUGAUUUCGCACGUGCUAGCAAAAAACAACAAAAUAACAUCCCAUACCGCCUGUUAACUAGGAAAAUAUGCCUUUUUCGGUUCGAGUCGUUGCAGUCACCAAAAGGUCCUUUAUUCGAAUAUUAGACAGGACAUCGUGACAUCUACAAGUAGUGCUCAUGCGCAGUAAAUUGUACAAAUUCCGUUAUAUUAAUGCGUCAUCACUGAUUUAUAUAUGGAUUUAUUGAUGUAUUAAAAACAAUAAGUUAAGAAAAAACAAACACUAAUAAGAUAAAUAUGGCAAAAAAUAACCUCAAAGUGAUACCAAAAUAGGGAAAUAUGUAAAAACUAAUCAUAACACUAUCUUUUGUAAGAGAAACAAACUUUGAAAUGUCUUCAUUUUUUAAAUGUUAAACGGAUAGCAAUAAUUAAAAAGCUACAUAACAGCGGUAAACAAAUAAGUUAAAUUUAACCGUUAAUUACAUACGGUUAGCGUUGUGUGGUGGAUACGAAGCGGAUUACACGUUAAACAUCAAAUUAACUUUAUGAAUUUAACUGUGAUUUGCAUUUACUGGUUACUAAACAAUGAAAACAAAUGUUAUAAUAAUAUAAUAUUAAUGUUUGAAUAAUAGACAAAAAUCAUCUUUUGUUUUAACUGAAGCGUUAUACGAAAUAAAGUUUGAUGCAUCGAGCUUGCAAAAGUUUUUAGUUUUAUAAUUUUUCUAAUAUUAAAGUGCUCAUGACAACAAACGAAUGAAUUUAAAUGUUCGAAACUUUAAUUUAACUGACUGUUGAACACAAAUAAAAAGUUGAAAUAGACUCGUGAGCAAUUUAAAUAGAUUGAAACUUUAACAUUUUUCAAUAUAGCACCACUAUAUUGAAACAUAGUUUUUAUUUCUAUCAGUACGCGUUACAACUGAAUAUGUAAGUGUAAUUCAAUAUUAUCUUUUAAAUUCAAAUAUUCUUAAUAAUGCUAUCCUAAAAAGAUACUACUUUUUGUCCGACUCAUACAUAGCAACGUAAGCAAGCGAUCUUAAUUGCCAUUAGUUUUACGAGAGGCUUUCAACGUUUAAGUGAUUUUGCACUGAAAAAGCAAGAGUUUCUUAGGAUUUGAAUUGAAUAUAGACUUACUCUAUGACAUCAUGAAAUAGUAAAAAGAUCAACAAUCUAUGGACACUAGUCGUAGCUUUCAUAAAUAAAAUCGUAAGCUAAUAAUAAGGCAAGCUCUAAGCUACAUGAUCUAUAUCAAACUUCGUUUCCUCAAAACAAGGACUAAGUAACAACCCACAAAGAAAAUAGAUCAUAAGGCUCUGCCGACAUAAUAAUUCACAGGAGAAUAUCAAAACGAAAUUAAGUUCAGCAUUUAUAACUAUAAUUUAAUUAACGCAAAUGGAUGGAGUUUGGUAACUCUCAACUUAUGUGAGUAAGAUAGAUUGGUGUUGAGUACAGUUCAUUGUUAUACAGGGUGUUAUGAAAAGUAUGGGGAAGAAUGUGUAUGAAGAUUAUUAGAUAGUGUAAAAAAGAAUCACUCUAUGAUCAGAUAUUUUAGUAUUACGACACUCAAAUCAAAUUUUAACAAUAUUAUUAUUAUUUAAGAAAUUAUAACAUUCACGUAGAAAAUGUAUCCGUUGACUUUUACCUGAUUUAGAGCAAUAAGACGAACAAAAACACAUUAAAAUUACCAACAUGACUUCCAAGACAUGAAAGGGAUAUAAGCCGAAAUAAUGUUGCUCUUAUUUUCUGUUUAUUGAAGAGUUACAAAUAUUCUCUCGUGGAUUUGAGAAUAUUGAACCCCUUUUCUGCAACAACCUUUAUAUACAGUCAACUUUUGAUAAUAAUUUUCAACUCAAUAUACUAGAAUAAGGCCUUAAGGGGUUGAACUUUAGCGUCAAACUUUGUCUAUUGUUCAAGCACUCUCAAAUUACACAAAUUAUAGAGUUGGGAGUACUGCACGGCGUUUGCUACGAAAUUGUAUGCUACGCACGAAACGCUACGGUUCUACUGCUACGCGUGUAGUGUGUUCUAAGCCGUGCUACGCAUUCGUAUAAUCAACGUGGCUUAUGCAUUGCGGACGUGAGCUUUCAUUUCGCAUGCUAAAAAAUAAACAUGUUCAUUCAUUUAAUAAAAAACUUAAUGGUUUCUUUGAAUUAUUAUGUAAUGCAAGUAUAAUUUAUUAAGAAAUUAAACUAACUGUAAUGCUAUUACAAUAUGUUUAUGUAUUCUUAAAACAAUUAUUCUCAAGUUAUAAACAAAUUUAAAUGUUUUAAUGAAAUUUAAGUGAGAAAGCAACUUCUACGUAAUGCCACAACUUCUUCAAAACUAAUACGUCUGAUGUUUUAAAUAAUGUAAUCAUAUUCAAGUACGUAUGUAUAUCUCAUAUUAUGUUAGAAAACGAUAUGUUGAAAUAGUUUCUGAGAAUUUGAACUUUGAAAUUGAAAGUUGUUUAACAAUAGCUUAACAAUACAAACAAGGUCAAUGAUCAGACUUUGUUAAGUGCUUAUUAAUGAAAAUAAAAUUUAAUACCGAUAUUUCAUAUAAAUGUGAUUUGUUGUUAUGUAAAAAAACAAUCUUGAAAAAAUUUACAUAGACUUUUAGACGAGGUCUCUUGUAUUUAAAUUUUUUUGCAAUUAAAUGUCGAGACGAGCUAUUCGCUCGGGAAAAUUGUAUAUGAGCAGUCCCGGCGUUUAAUAUCACACAAGAGAUAUUUGGCUAUUCUUGUCAUUGUUAUAUAAGAAACAAAAUAAAAUACUAAAUAUGAUUAUUAAAAUUCAAAGUCAAAUGUCUCCGCCGUGUCCACCACACACCGCUUUUUGCACAAUCGGAUAGACUGUUGUCUAUAACAACAGACAGGUUAGCUCCCCGAGGUAUAGCACAAAGAUAUCACGAUGUUACUCUUAGUGGAAAAUCAAAUUGUAGA
Messenger RNA from Manduca sexta (tobacco hornworm), 8833 nucleotides. RefSeq lists its product as uncharacterized. NCBI's taxonomy places the organism in Eukaryota, Metazoa, Arthropoda, Insecta, Lepidoptera, Sphingidae. The transcript has a single exon. The record is from RefSeq and is a predicted model, not a curated record. Gene Ontology annotation, molecular function: protein binding. The coding region runs from base 40 to 2352 and encodes 770 amino acids.